This is a messenger RNA of Chara braunii, 1867 nucleotides long. The record is from the annotation of a GenBank genome assembly. Lineage: Eukaryota; Viridiplantae; Streptophyta; Charophyceae; Charales; Characeae.
CCAGACCUGGUUGAGCCACCUGACACGGCUGUGGAAGAAGCCGUUCAUCGUCGACGACGCGCCGGCACUCGCCAUCAACCGUUUGUUACCAUGUCACAGGGCAACACAGCAACACGGGACUGGCUCACGGAGUGGCAGAAGAUCGCGGCUGUGCCCAAUCUGAACCUACCAUUCGAGCAUCUACGCCGUGAGUUCUACAACAGGUCUUGUGCGGCAUUGGCUCUUGGUGAUCGCGAGCAAUACUCAACCUUCGCGGAGAUCAUUGACAAAGCGAGGGAGAUCAUCAAGACCAACAGGUCAGCUGCACACGAGAAAUCAACAUCAUGGCAGCCGACCUAUGUGGAGAAGGUACGAACUGGUCCGCGACAGCUGCACUUCGCUGCAGUCCAGCAGGACARUGGAGAUAACCCAGCAGCCACUCCAGCAUCAAGUGACGGAGAUCAGGUGGCCGCUGUCCAUCCGCGAAGCACCAACAAGUCUCGCAACAAUGGGAAGGCGAAAUCCGCAUCGCAGGCCGGAAAUGGACAGCCAGGACAGUUUCCAUGGGUCAAGUUUGGCUUGACCGAGGCGGAGUACAAGGACUACUUGCACACUGCAGUACCAGCUCCGUUGAUGGACGCCGGAGCAGAGGUUGUCGACCUUCACGCUUUCAUCGCGAAGAUCGACCGCGAGUUCAAGACGCAACGGUACGACGACAUCGACGCACCAUUGCUAUACAUACGCGUUCAGAUUGGAGAGGCGACCUGCAGUGCCUUGAUCGAUUGCGGAGCAUCUCGCAACUACAUCAGCCAGGACUUCAUGGUACGCGUCGGCCUUGGCCCACGUGUCCGGAGGAAGUCCCAGCCUCCGCAAGUCACCCUGGCAAACGGUCAUACGCACAAGUCCAUCGACCGGUGCAUUAACGCUGUCCCAGUGUACUUUGCCCCUCACGCAAGUGAGGCGGUGUCCUUUGAGAUUCUGGACACCAAAUUCGACAUGAUCUUGGGCAUGUCAUGGCUGCGAAGCAAGGAUCACCCGGUGAACUUCUUCAACCGCACCGUUCACGUUCGUGAUCGAAACGGAGUAUUAAUUCCAUGCACGGUGCCUCUUCCUCAUCCUUCGAUCAGCUGCCACGUGGUAUCCGCCGCAAGCAUGCGAGCAUCCAUCAUCAGAGACGACAUCGAGGAGAUGGGGGUGUGUUUUCUCCACGCCCUCCCGCCACAUGACGCUUCAUCUACGGACUCACCUUCGGAUCCAUGCAUCACCGAACUUCUCGACGCCUACAGCGACAUGUUCAAAGGUCCGCACGGAGUAGUACCGGAUCGACCCAUCCGCCACGAGAUCAUCCUCGAGGACGGGACCGUACCUCUGCGCAACUGCAUCUACCGAAUGAGAGAGGAAGAGUUAAGUCUGCUUCGGGCACAACUCGACGACCUUCUAGAGAAAGGCUGGAUUCGGCCUAGCUCAUCGCCAUAUGGUGCUCCUGUUCUCUUCGUCCGGAAGAAGAACAAGGACCUGCGGUUGUGCAUCGAUUAUCGCAAGCUCAACGUGCAGACGAUCAGGAACGCCGGCCCUCUCCCAUGCAUCGACGACCUUCUCGAGCGAUUGGGCGGUGCCCAGUUCUUCUCUAAGUUGGAUCUCAAGUCAGGGUACCACCAACUCGAGAUUCGCAAGGAGGAUCGCUACAAGACCGCGUUCAAGACUCGGUUAGCUCAGGAAGCUUCACGACCAGCCCCUCCCACCCGGACUGUGGUCCCUCCCUCAGAUAGACAGCUUCGCCCUCGCAGGUAAGCUCGGUUCUUCAAGGUGGGGGGGGGCGGGGCAUACUGCGUAGCCACACGGGCCCUGCAGGGCCCGUCCCGGACAUUCAGCCUAAAAGCCUAAAACU